CUGUUUGUCUGAUGGUGGGGAGAUGUAAAGUUCUGGCUCCAGUGUAGCUCAGUAGUUACGUUAUAUUUAUAGCCUCAGAUCAAGUGGUCCGGCCCACCCCAGUCACCCCACUGCCCAGUCCCCGGGUACUGCUGCUCUUAAACCAAUCAAGCAGAGACUAGGACUGGUCUUCUCCCUCAACUCUCGGUCUGCUCUGACUCCUCUAGCAAGAGGCACACAGGCUGAGGCUGCCGCACUCACAGGCAAGAAAGCAAAGGGAGAGAUUUGAUCCAAAAUGGCGGAACGCUACGACUGCCAUUACUGCAAGGAGUCCCUGUUUGGGAGGAAGUAUGUGCUCAGGGAAGAGAACCCCUUCUGUGUGAAGUGCUACGAGAACCUUUACUCUAACUCCUGUGAAGAGUGCAAGAAGUCCAUUGGCUGCAGCAGCAGGGACCUGUCCUACAAGGACCGCCACUGGCAUGACGACUGCUUCCACUGCUUCAAGUGUAGCCGCUCCCUGGUGGACAAGCCCUUCUCCACCAAGGACGACCAGCUGAUCUGCACCGAGUGCUACUCCAACGAGUACUCCUCCAAGUGCCAUGAGUGCAAGAAGACCAUCAUGCCAGGCUCCAAGAAGAUGGAGCAUAAGGGCAACAGCUGGCAUGAGACCUGCUUCACUUGCCAGCACUGCCAGCAGCCAAUCGGCACCAAGAACUUCAUCCAUAAGGACAACAGUAACUACUGCGUGCCCUGUUACGAGAAGCAGUUUGCCAUGCAGUGUAUCCAAUGCAAGAAGCCAAUCACCACAGGCGGGGUGACCUAUCGCGAUCAGCCGUGGCAUAAGGACUGCUUCCUGUGCACCGGUUGUAAGCAGCAGCUGUCUGGCCAGCGGUUCACCUCUCGGGACGACUUGGCCUACUGCCUGAACUGCUUCUGCAACCUGUAUGCCAAGAAGUGUGCCACCUGCACCACCCCUAUCAGUGGUCUGGGUGGCAGCAAGUACAUCUCGUUUGAAGACCGUCAGUGGCACAACAACUGCUUCAACUGCAAGAAGUGCUCCAUCUCCCUGGUGGGAAGGGGCUUUCUGACGGCCCGCGAUGAGAUCAUGUGUCCCGAGUGUGGCAAAUACGUCUAAAAGCUGUGUGCCAGGAGGGAGCGUCAAAGCCAGAGAAGGCAAAGAUGCAAGAGAAUAUAGGCCUACUCCUACUAACAUUUCAUUUAUUAUAAUUAUAUAUUUAUUCAAUAAUACACAUUUCAGGCUAACCCAAAGGGCUUUCUGCAUGCACUGGCCUCAGAUUGAUACAGUAUGUUGUCUGAUGAAUUGAGCACAAAUUGCAUUAGAUUCUUAGAAAGAGAUAUCAUUUUGAUGUAUUUUAAACAAAAUAACAACUUUGUCUGUGGUUUGUUACCAUUGAAACGUUUAACUAUUGUAUUAUGUUGUAUAUGUUAGGAUAAUCAUCCGUGACACAUAACUAUAAAAGGAGUUGUACUUUUCAUUAUAGCAGUGAAAUCUAACGAGAACAUGACAUGUACCUGCACUCUAAAUGUGAAAUAAAGUAUUUAAAACGCAAUUAGUUGAUAGAAUGAUCAUUCUGACAUUUGAUUUUGUUCCAAAUCUAUAAAGACAACAAUAAAUCCCAUGGGCUCUUGUCAAAAGUAGUGCACUAUAUAAUGAAUAGGGUGGCAUUUGGGAAGCACACCUACAACCCCCAUGAAUGGCUUACCUCUGACUCCAUCUAGCGAUACAAACACCCCUUGGGGGAAAUGGACUCUUGGAGUCUCGAACACUCAAAACCACAUAAAGGAGGUAUGGGAUGUGAACAUUAGUGCCUAAGGGCUAGGGUCUGGGCCUGGAUCUGUCCUGGUGUUGGCUGCAGGUUAGCGUUUUUCUUAAUGAAUGUUGUUCUGGAGGCAGCUCUGCAGAGUGGUCACUAGCUGGCACAGCCACAAAGUAA
This is a messenger RNA of Salmo salar (Atlantic salmon), 1934 nucleotides long. Its product is annotated as four and a half LIM domains protein 2. Lineage: Eukaryota; Metazoa; Chordata; Actinopteri; Salmoniformes; Salmonidae. Gene Ontology annotation, cellular component: nucleus; Z disc. The record is from RefSeq and is a predicted model, not a curated record. Gene Ontology annotation, molecular function: transcription coregulator activity.